ACCCGUUCUGAAGUGAACGCCGACGGCACUGCUUCUCCUCUGCUCAUACUCCCGAGUCCCAAGUCUGAACAAAUAGAAGGUUCCACGACGAACACUGUCUCCUCUCAGCCUCAGCUUCUAUGUCACAGGCAAGGCAAGCUCAUGCGCGCAUCCUCAAAACCGGCGUCUCCAAUAAUAUCCACUUCUCCAAAAAGCUUUUCCCUCUCUAUUCCAAUCGCCAUUGUUUUUCAGACCUCGUCCUUCACUCCACAUCUGUGCCCGAUGUCUACUCCUUCUCGAGACUCAUAUUCGCAUGUACUAAAUCCAAUCUUUUUUCCGAGUCCCUUCGUUUCUUUUCUCAAAUGCUCUCCCGUGGCCUCGCUCCGGAUACUCGCGUUCUACCCAGUGUGAUCAAGGCUUGUGCUUCGACGACGGCGUUGAGAGUGGGAAAAAUAGUUCAUGGUAUUGCUUGUGUAUGUGGGUUUAGUUCUGAUUCUGUAAUUCAAUCUUCUUUGGUUCUAAUGUAUUUGAAAUGUGACCAAGUAAAACAUGCCCGCAGGGUGUUCGAUGAAAUGCCAUUGAAGGAUGUUGUAAGUUGUAGUGCUUUGCUUGCGGGCUAUGCGCGCAAGGGUUGCGUAGAGGAAGCGAUUGGGCUUCUCUUUCAGAUGGAGAAGUUGAGUGUGGAGCCGAAUUUAGUUUCUUGGAAUGGUCUGAUUGCGGGGUUUAGUCGUAGCGGGCAUUGUAAUGAUGCUGCAUUCGUGUUUCAGAAGAUGCAUUUAGAAGGAUUUAAGCCUGAUGGGACUACUAUUGCUAGUGUACUUCCUGCUGUAGGUGAAUUGGAAAAGUUGAAUACGGGGAUACAGAUUCAUGGCUAUGUGGUCAAGCAGGGUUUGGAGCAGGACAUUUGUGUUGUUAGUGCACUUAUAGAUAUGUAUGGAAAGUGUGGAUGUGAGCUGGAGAUGUUAAAAGUUUUAAAGGAAAUGGAUCAGAUGGAUACAGGGGCUUGUAAUGCUCUUAUUACAGGGCUCUCCAGAAAUGGCUCUGUUGAAAAAGCGCUUGAGUUGUUUAGACAAUUUAAAGAACAAGGAGUUAUCUUAAAUGUUAUAUCUUGGACAUCAGUGAUAGCUGGUUGCUCCCAGAAUGGGAAGGAUAUGGAGGCUUUGGAGCUUUUUAGAGAGAUGCAGAAUGCUGGGGUGAAGCCAAACUCUAUAACGAUUCCUUGCUUGUUACCAGCUUGUGGAAAUAUUGCAGCACUGAUUCAUGGGAAGGCAGUGCAUUGUUUUUCUCUUAGAUCAGAAAUUUCAAAUAAUGUUUACGUGGGUAGUUCGCUAAUUGAUAUGUAUGCAAAAUGCGGAAGAAUUCACAUGUCUCGACUUUGUUUUGAUAAGAUGCCCGUAAAAAACUUGGUUUGUUGGAAUGCUAUUAUGGGUGGGUACGCGAUGCAUGGAAAAGCUAAGGAAGCAAUAGACCUUUUCCAUUCAUUGCUAACCAGUGGCCUGAAACCUGACUUCAUUAGCUUCACUUGUGUUUUAGCUGCGUGUAGCCAAGGUGGCCUAACAGAUGAAGGAUGGCAUUUUUUUGAUAGCAUGUCAAGAGAUCAUGAGAUUGAAGCAAGGAUGGAGCACUAUGCUUGCAUGGUAACCCUUUUAGGGCGUGCAGGGAAGCUGGAUGAGGCAUAUAACAUGAUUAAGCAAAUGCCAUUUGAACCAGAUGCCUGCAUUUGGGGAGCUCUUCUAAGUUCUUGUAGAGUCCAUAAUAAUGUACACUUAGGCGAGGUUGCUGCAAAGAAACUCAUAGAGUUGGAGCCAAGCAAUCCGGGGAACUAUGUUCUUUUAUCCAAUAUCUAUGCUUCUAAGGGUAUGUGGACUGGAGUAGACACUGUUAGGAAUAUGAUGAAGAGCAAGGGUUUGAAGAAGAAUCCUGGCUGCAGUUGGAUUCAGGUCAAGAACAAAAUGUACAUGCUUCUUGCAGGCGACAAAUCACAUCCACAAAUGACCCAAAUCAUUGAGAAGCUAAAUGAAUUGAGCAUGGAGAUGAAGAAAUCUGGAUACUUUCCAAGUGUUGACUUUGUAUUGCAAGACGUGGAGGAGCAGGACAAGGAGCAGAUACUGUGCGGGCACAGUGAAAAGUUAGCUGUUGUUUUUGGGCUUCUAAACACUCCUCCCAGGUCUCCUCUUCAAGUAAUAAAGAACCUCAGAAUAUGCGGUGACUGUCAUGCAGUUAUAAAAUUCAUAUCAAAGUUGGAAGGUCGAAGCAUAUUUGUGAGGGACACAAACAGGUUUCAUCAUUUUGAAAAUGGAGUUUGUUCUUGUGGGGAUUAUUGGUGAACGCUUUUCAGGGCAGUUUGAGGAAAGCUGUGAUGAAUUGAAAGAAUGCAGGACUCAUAUGAUUCUCAGUCCUUGACAGGGGUGUACAAAACGACAGGAUGGAGACCGGAAAGAAGUAUAUGCACCAUAAACUCGAAGGUUAGAGAACCAAAUCCGUCCCUCAGACAAGAGGUUAGGGACCUUUAUUUGUUUUGGUUUUACCUUUGUCCCAGAAGAAAGGAUCUCAAGACCAAGUUCCGACCUUGGUGGUUUAGAAAUGAAAGUUCUUAAUGCCUGUUAGCAGUGGAAUUUGGCCUAAUAUGGCUUUUACUUAGCUGCAGGCACAAGCAAACAAGCCCAUGAAGUCACUCAUUUCUUGCGGCUUGUAAACCCUGAAGUUCAUAUGUGUAAACAAAUUCAUGACCUCUAAUUCAAAGAAUCUAGUUAUUCUGAUGCAGACUGGAAUUUAUUGUGUAAAUUCUGGAUUCUUUAUCACUGGAUCUGAGCUAGAAUCACUUCUCAGUUUAGCGCGAAGGAUUUUGCAUAUUGAGAUAUGUUCAAUGACGAAGGACUAAAUUAUUGUAUCUGUGAAGAAGUGCUGAACUGCACAGGUCAUGUACAAAACUUUAUCAACUGCACUUAUUAUGCCUAUUUUCUUUUCUCUGUAUGUUCAGCUACAUUCUUUUUGGCAGUCAGAAUUGUUUUAUAUGCAUGAUUUGGGGCAUCCUUGAACCCCCUAGUUCCUUGUAGUAAAUCCUCCUUGGUUAUCGUGAGAUGAGUUUCCACUCAUAUCCAAUACCGUAGCUAUAUUAGGUUGUAAUUAAAAAGCAUUCCCUUGUCACCCCAGUCGUGAAUCAUAGAUAAUUUCUAUCUUGUGAUUGAUUCAACUCUAUUUUACUUCUAUUCUAUUCAUGGAUCUUAAUUAUUUGAUAUGUA
Molecule: messenger RNA, 3221 nt
Organism: Carica papaya (papaya)
Lineage: Eukaryota; Viridiplantae; Streptophyta; Magnoliopsida; Brassicales; Caricaceae
Source: RefSeq, a predicted model, not a curated record